This is a messenger RNA of Lytechinus variegatus (green sea urchin), 1495 nucleotides long. Its product is annotated as leukocyte receptor cluster member 1-like. The transcript has 7 exons. The record is from RefSeq and is a predicted model, not a curated record. The coding region runs from base 1 to 1350 and encodes 449 amino acids. NCBI's taxonomy places the organism in Eukaryota, Metazoa, Echinodermata, Echinoidea, Temnopleuroida, Toxopneustidae.
AUGACAAAGAAAAAAAGUGACAAAAAGAUAAUCUACCGAUCACCUGACCAGUAUGCGUAUCACUUCAGAGUUGAUCACUCGUCGCAGCUGUGUGGAACGCUCACCGAAAAUCAACAAAAAGGGCCUGAAAUUUGGCAUGUUCGAACCAGAGAUAAUAUUGCAAGAGUCAAGAGGGAUGAAGCUCGAGCAGCAGAGGAAGAGAGAGAGAAAGAAGCCAGGAUUGCUUUGGCUGAGCAAGAGGCAAGAACUGAAAAACUAAGGAUUAAAGCCAGAGACAAGAAUUUGGGCAAUACCCACUAUGAUUUAGAUCAGGAAGUAUUUGGACCGCAGCCAAAGCCUGAUGGAACUCAUACAGUAACUCAACUCAUUCCGAGAACUCACAUCAACUUCUUCUCUGAAAUAGAGUCAAGGGGGAACACCAAUAAAAGUAACAAGGACCAUGAAGCUGAUAAGAAAGAGGAGCAGGAAACGUAUGAAAAGAAGAUUGGGUUACUGGUAGGUCUUGGGCAGAGUGCUGUAGAAUCACAGAGUGUCAAACCUUGGUAUCAGCAAAAUAGGGAAGAGAAGGACAAGGAAAGGGUGGAUGCUUAUAACACAGACACCAGUGAAAUGAAAAGGAAAGCAUCAAUGGACCCUAUGAAUGAUAUGAUGAGGUACCUUGGAAAGAAACCAAAGAUUGUGACUGAUACAAAAAAAAACAGUCAAGAGCAUCCUUCUAAAGACACAGAAACUUCACCGAAAGAGGGUCUACCAGGCAGAAUAAGUUUGAUGACAAUGUUCAGCAAGUACAAGAAAUCAAAGGAGGAGGGAAAUGGAAAGGAAAGUUACAGAAAAUACAAAGAAAAGAAGAGGAAUAAGAAACAUUGUAGGCUCAAAGAAAGCAGAAGAGAUAUCAGAAAACAUAGUCAUAAGAAAUCUGGCAGAAAGCAAAGAAAACAGUCAAGACAAGACAGUGAUAGCACAAGCUCAGAGGGCAAGGACUCAAGGCGAGAGGUUAGAAUGUCUAGGAGACAUCAGAAAUCACACAAAAGAGACAAGAAAAACAGACACAUAUCAAGCAGGAGUGAGAGUGAUAGUCUGAGCACCUCUAACAGUAGCAAAAAUGAGAUGGACUAUCAGAAACCAAAAGUGUCUUCUAAACCUACUCCGACCAUUGAACAGCUGAGAGCAGAGAGAAUCAAGAGAGAGGCAGCAGAAAGGACUAAGACUGAGAGAUUCUUGGCUGGAAAGCCACUGGUAGAGCAGCCUGCUACUGAGCAAGUGAUUACAGAUAAACUAGAUGGAAAAUAUAAUUCUCAAUUCAAUCCACAUCUAGCAAGGAUGCAUCGACCGAAAGCACCCCUGUUUUAAUCCUAAUGGGGGGGGGAGACCCCCUUGACAUCUCAUGCAAUUUGUUUGCAAUGUGAAAAGCUCUCACUGCAAUUUUUGUCUCGCCCACCAAAGGUGAAGGCGAGACUUAGGGAUCCAAAUGUUGUCCGUCUGUCACAAAUCUAAU